Messenger RNA from Neomonachus schauinslandi (Hawaiian monk seal), 1026 nucleotides. RefSeq names its product palmitoyltransferase ZDHHC11-like. The record is from RefSeq and is a predicted model, not a curated record. Lineage: Eukaryota; Metazoa; Chordata; Mammalia; Carnivora; Phocidae. The coding region runs from base 1 to 1026 and encodes 341 amino acids. Gene Ontology annotation, cellular component: endoplasmic reticulum; Golgi apparatus. Gene Ontology annotation, molecular function: protein-cysteine S-palmitoyltransferase activity. Gene Ontology annotation, biological process: peptidyl-L-cysteine S-palmitoylation; protein targeting to membrane. The transcript has 9 exons.
AUGGCCUUGUUGCCAACGCUCGCACAUGUUGUCCGAGACAAGGCCUUUCGAAGGGACACGGUUCUGGGUGAAGGUCAGCGCCCUGUGGUCCGCCGGCGCCAGCCCAGUCCUGCCCACGUGCAGGUGCUGAUGGAUUUGUGCAGCAGAAGCGGGAGACGGGUCGUCCCAGAAGCUGGGGGCAAGUGGGCCUCGCCCCCCCGCCUGUCCCGAGUGAAUGGCUGGUCGAGGCCCCUGCACUCCUUCCAGGCGGUGGCCUGGGUCACGCUCCUCAUCAUGGCCAUUGCCAACUUCGGCAUCUUCAUUCCCUUCCUGCCGCGUAACUGGAAGUACAUUGCCUACAGUGUGAACGGCGGGCUCUUCUUUCUCCACUUCUUAGUCCACUUGAUUGCAGUUUCCAUUGACCCGGCUGAAGCCAACGUGAGGUUCAAGAAGAACUACUCCCAGCCUGUGCCGACCUUCGACCGGUCCAAACACGCACACGUGAUUCAGAACCAGUACUGCCACCUGUGUGAGGUCACUGUGAGCUCGAAGGCCAAACACUGUAGCGCCUGCAACAAGUGUGUCUCUGGCUUUGACCACCACUGCAAAUGGCUCAACAACUGUGUGGGGAGCAGGAAUUACUGGUACUUCUUCUUCUCCGUGGCCUCCGCCUCGGCCGGCCUGCUCUGCCUGAUCAUCAUCCUGCUCUACAUCUUCAUCCAGUUCUUCAUCGACCAGGAGGAGCUCCGCACGCACCCCUACUAUGAAAAGGUCUCCAACAAGAACACUUGGAUGCUCUUCCUCCCCCUUUUCCCUGUAAAGACAAAGACCCCAGUGGUCCUGGGCAUUGGGGUGUUCGUGCUGCUGUUGGACAUCGUCAGCCUCCUGCUGCUUGGGCACCUGCUUAUCUUCCACCUCUACCUAAUGGCCAAGAAGUUGAGCACAUUUGAUUACAUGACACAGGGCCGCCAGCAACAGACUCCAAAAGCUUCAGCAGAAAAGGAAGAGCUGUCCUUCCAAACAGGAUUCCCACAGAGUUUCACCUGA